AUGCUGCCGCCAAGCCGAAAACUGACCACCAAGAAUAUGGAAUCUGAAAAUGCAAAGACUGGAACUAUGGAAAUUGAGAGUAUUUCUUCAAUUUCUGCUUUGCAAGCCCUCUCUAAUCUGCUUUAUCCUGAAGAAGAGGAUGAUUUUGACUCUGAACAGUCAAAUUGUUCAUCUGCUAUUGGAGCCAUAGAUCCUGGCAAUAUUGGACCACCAAAAACAGAAGAGCUAAAAGUCAUCCCUCAAACCAGUGAAAAAAAUAAUGAGGACAUCUGGAAUCCAGAAGAGGUUCCAGAAGGAGCAGAGUAUGAUGAUGUGUGGGAUGUUCGAGAAAUUCCAGAGUAUGAGAUUAUAUUUAAACAGCAGGUAGGAACAGAGGAUGUAUACCUAGGAUUGACAAGAAAGGACUCUUCAACAGCAUGUUGUCAGGAGCUAGUGGUUAAAAUUCAACUGCCCAAUACAAACUCUUCUGAAAUUCAAAUUGAUAUCCAGGAGACAAUUCUUGAUCUUCGUACACCUAAUAAGAAGCUGUUGGUAAACCUUCCUCAACCUGUGGAAUGCAGCAGUGCUAAAGCACUCUAUGUCCCAGAGAAUGAGACUCUAGAAGUCACCAUGACUAUGAAAAGAGAGUUGGACUUUAUUAAUUUUUUCUGAUGUUGUAUGAAUAAAGAGAAAAAUUGAUAAAAAGGA
This is a messenger RNA of Cavia porcellus (domestic guinea pig), 687 nucleotides long. RefSeq names its product dynein axonemal assembly factor 6 (gene Dnaaf6). The record is from RefSeq and is a predicted model, not a curated record. Gene Ontology annotation, molecular function: dynein intermediate chain binding; protein-folding chaperone binding. The transcript has 8 exons. Gene Ontology annotation, biological process: axonemal dynein complex assembly; flagellated sperm motility. Bases 1 to 651 code for a protein of 216 amino acids. Lineage: Eukaryota; Metazoa; Chordata; Mammalia; Rodentia; Caviidae. Gene Ontology annotation, cellular component: cytoplasm.